ACAACGUUUUCUGACGUUCGCGAGCGUUGUCAACAAUAACAAAUAAAAUCGUGAAAUUUCUAAGCGUAAAGAUGGACAAAUUUCGUCAAAUGGAGGACGAAAUGAGCCGUUUCGAGGCUGAAAUCUCGGGGCAAUCCAUGAUGAACGCUUACGCGUUUUCUGUGCCGAGUUACGCUCUUGUGCCCCAUCAAAUCAACAGAGGGGCCAAAAGGUACGACAACCAUUACUCCGCGAACGCCAUAAUAGCAAAACCAGCCGUCGUGUCGGCCAAACCGGCCAUGUACGCCGUACCGAAGCAGCCAGCUGCAACGACCCAAUCAGCUGCGUCGGCAGCUGCGAAUCAGGCGGCCGUGGACUUUAUGGCGCUGCAGAACGAGGUGGAGAAGAAACUGAAGAAGCUGAAGAACGAGAAGGUCAGCGCGGAGCUUGCCAUAUCGCAGGGGAAAGCCAGUUCGGCGUUGCAGUCUUUCAGUGAUGAUCACAGACGUAAGGGGCCCAAAAACAGAAAAUUAAUGCGUUCUGCGGGCGGUACCACGUGGGAGGAUCACACUUUAACGGACUGGGCGGAAGACGACUUCCGGAUUUUUUGUGGCGAUCUAGGUAACGAUGUCACAGACGAACUGCUUGUAAGAACGUUCAACAAGUUUCCCUCGUUUCAAAAGGCGAAAGUAAUACGCGACAAACGCACGAAUAAAAGUAAAGGGUAUGGGUUUGUUAGUUUUAAGGACCCCCUCGAUUUUACUAAGGCUAUGAAGGAAAUGAAUGGCAGAUAUGUGGGUAGUAGACCCAUCAAGUUGAGAAAAAGUUGUUGGAGGCAACGAUCUAUUGAUGUUGUUAAGAAGAAGGAAAAAGAAAAGGCUGCCCUUAUUAAUAUGCUUACAGGAAAAUAAUUUUGAAUUAAUUAAUUAUGUGUAUUUUUUUUAAUUUAAGGAAUUUAUUUAGGCAUUAAAAUGUGUACAUAU
This is a messenger RNA of Brassicogethes aeneus, 962 nucleotides long. NCBI's taxonomy places the organism in Eukaryota, Metazoa, Arthropoda, Insecta, Coleoptera, Nitidulidae. The record is from the annotation of a GenBank genome assembly.